Messenger RNA from Cercocebus atys (sooty mangabey), 1021 nucleotides. RefSeq lists its product as uncharacterized. The record is from RefSeq and is a predicted model, not a curated record. The transcript has a single exon. The annotation marks the transcript as partial. Lineage: Eukaryota; Metazoa; Chordata; Mammalia; Primates; Cercopithecidae.
AACGUGGCUUCGUGGGUUCGGGUUCCACGUUCCGUUGCCCUCUGCAAGGGGGCCUGUUGCCCACGUGUCUCUGGCCCCCGAAAGCGAGAUUAUGUUGACUGUUCGUUUCCCGAGCUCUGUGGGGACCCAGAAACCUCCAGGGAAGCGUGGAAAAGCAGCACCGUGUCCGCGCUCUCCUUUCCAGUUUCCAAACCGGCCACAGUGGAGACUCCCCAUGUUGCAGGAAACAGGAAUCCCUUGUCAGGCCGUGAUGCCUCCAUCUCCUGCCCAGGCUCCGGGCUCUCCGGGCGGCCUCCCUUUCGCAGACGCUCCAGGCCUUCCCCGACUCUCAGCUCCGGAUCUUCCAACACAUCGGGCCGGCUCAGGACGGGGUGUCAGGGCCCGGGGCUCGCGGUCCUGGGAUCCCCUCCGGUGCUCCGCCUUGCCGCGGAAACAUUGUUUUGGUUCCCUCGCCGCCCCUCCUGCAAGGCCCCCUCUUGCCCCACCCACCCAGAGCCUCCAGGGCCGCCCAGGGGCGAACAGCCGGCCCAGCCCCGCGGGCCCUUUUUCUCCCAAAGCCCACACCGUUGCCGCUUGUCCCGACGAGGACCCGGCCGUGGCCGACGGGGCGGGAAGGCUCUGCUUUGCCCCGCGCUGGCACUAGAGCCCCGGCAGCCUGAUCCCGGGAAAGAGGGGCUGACGGACACCCAGACACACCCACCACCGCGAGCAAACCCACCCCGACACACACAGACGCACACGGGCGCACACGCACGGACACACACAGACACACACGGACACACGGACACACGGACAAAGACACAGACACAGCUUGAAAGAGAGCACGGGAGACGGGGAUGGAGAGAGAGAAACGGGGAUGGAGAGAGAGAAACGGAGAGGGAGAGGGAGGGGGUGAGCGAGACAGAAGGUGACAGCAGAGCGCGAGGUGGAGGGGGAAGGAGAGAAAGGGAGAGGGUGAGGGCGCUGGAGAGCGACAGCGACAGAGCCUUGGAGGAGGCUCUGCUCGGGUAGACAUCGUCCC